AUGGCGGCGGAGUGCGGGGCGGCGGAGGCGGUGGCGGAGCAGUGGCGCGCGGCCCUCCCGCAGCACGCGGUGCUCGGCCGCCUCCGCGAGCGCGCGCCCGGCCCUUCCCCGCACCCGCCCCGCACCCCCCUGAUCCGAGACCUCCUGGUGGGUGCGGGGGGAGAUCUCCUCCUCUGGGACCCCCACGCCCGCGCCUUCCACACCAUCGCCCUCCGCCGCCUCGGAGGAAACGACCCCGCCGCGCUCAGCCGCUCCCAGACCCUCCUCUGCAUCAACCCCCCCCUUUUUGAGGUGUACCAGACACUGCUGAGCCCCACGCAGCAUCACGUAGCACUCAUUGGGACCAAGGGGCUCAUGGUGCUGGAGCUGCCCAAGCGCUGGGGGAAGAGUUCUGAGUUUGAAGGUGGGAAAUCCACGGUGAACUGUAGCACUAUUCCUAUUGCUGAAAGAUUCUUCACGAGCUCAACAUCUCUGACCCUGAAGCAUGCUGCCUGGUAUCCCUGUGAGACAUUGGAGCCCCACAUUGUGCUUUUGACUUCAGACAACACUGUCAGGUUUUACAGCCUGAAGGUGCCUCAGACACCCAUCAAAGUGAUUGCUGUGUCAGACACGGAGGAGGAGACUCUAACCAUCAAUAAAGGGAGAGCCUACACAGCAUCCCUGGGAGAGACUGCUGUGGCUUUCGACUUUGGUCCCCUGGUGCCUGUCCCCAGGAAUGCUCUGGACCAACGAGGGAGUGAGGAGGUGCUGGCCUACCCACUGUACAUUUUGUAUGAAAAUGGAGAGACAUUCCUCACCUACAUCAGCCUGCUGCAGAGCUCUGGAAAUCUUGGCAAGCUGCUGGGCCCCCUGCCCAUGCACCCUGCUGCAGAGGACAACUAUGGCUACGAUGCUUGUGCUGUGCUGUGCCUGCCCUGUGUGCCAAACAUCCUGGUGAUUGCCACUGAGGCAGGAAUGCUCUAUCACUGUGUGGUCCUGGAUGGAGAAGAAGAUGAUGAGCAGUCAGAGAAGUCAUGGGACCCCAGAGCUGAUCUUAUUCCCUCCCUCUAUGUCUUUGAAUGUGUUGAGCUGGAACUCGCACUGAAACUGGCAUCAGGAGAUGAAGAGGAACCUCUGGACUCUGAUUUCUCUUGCCCAAUCAAACUGCACAGAGAUCCCAAAUGCCCCUCACGGUACCACUGCACACACGAGGCUGGUGUCCACAGUGUGGGCUUGACAUGGAUCAGCAAACUCCACAAAUUCCUUCGUUCAGAUGAAGAAGACAAAGACAGUUUACAAGAGCUGGGAGCAGACCAGAAGUGCUUUGUUGAACAUAUUCUUUGUACAAAGCCGUUGCCAUGCAGGCAACCUGCUCCAAUUAGAGGAUUUUGGAUUGUUUCUGACAUCCUGGGGCCCACCAUGAUCUGCAUCACAAACACCUACGAGUGCAUCACGAGGCCUCUCUUAAGUACAGUUCACCCUGCAUCCCCUCCUCUGCUCUGCACCAGAGAAGAUGAAGAUGUUGCUGUUUCCCCACUCCGGAUCCUGGCCAAGUCACAGCAUUCAUUUGAGAAGCACAUCCGGGGCAUCCUGCAGCGCAGCUCUGCCAACCCCUUGUUUCUGAAGUCUGCUGAUAAAGAUACUGCUCCUCCCCCUGAAGAAUGCCUUCAGCUGCUCAGCAGAGCCACACAAGUGUUCAGAGAGGAAUAUAUACUGAAACAGGAUCUGGCAAGAGAGGAAAUCCAGCAAAGAGUGAAGCUGCUGUGGAGACAGAAAAAAAAACAACUUGAAGAUCUUAAUUACCUUCGAGAGGAAAAGAAAAGUCUGCGGGAAAUGGCCGAGCGCUUGGCUGACAAAUACGAAGAAGCCAAAGAGAAGCAAGAAGAUAUCAUGAACAGGAUGAAGAAAGUACUUCGGAGUUUCCACUCUCAGCUUCCUGUUCUGUCAGACAGUGAGAAAGAUAUGAGGAAAGAGCUGCAGACAGUGCAUGACCAGCUGCAGCACCUGAGCAAUGCCAUCAGACAGGUUAAAAUGAAAAUGGAAUACCAGCAGAAGAUGAUGGAGAAGGGCACUGGCCCUCGACAGCCCAGCAUCAGCCUCAGUGCCUACCAGAGGAAGUGCAUCCAAACCGUCCUGAAAGAGGAGGGAGAUCGCAUCAGAGAAAUGGUGAAACAAAUCAAUGACAUCAGAAGCCAUGUGAACUUCUGACAUGGCCAAGAUGAGGAACCUACACCAAAAGGCUGGACAAGCUUUAACUUUUCCCUGCUAUUUCCCAUUGUAUAUUUAACAUUUGUAUGUUGAACUAUAUACCUCUUACUGGUUUGUACAGUUGGACAAUGAAAUAAAAUACUUUUGGUA
Calypte anna (Anna's hummingbird) is the source of this 2337-nucleotide messenger RNA. It is a transcript of the gene NUP88, whose product is annotated as nucleoporin 88. The record is from RefSeq and is a predicted model, not a curated record. Gene Ontology annotation, biological process: protein import into nucleus; ribosomal small subunit export from nucleus; ribosomal large subunit export from nucleus. NCBI's taxonomy places the organism in Eukaryota, Metazoa, Chordata, Aves, Apodiformes, Trochilidae. Gene Ontology annotation, cellular component: nuclear pore. The transcript is spliced from 17 exons. The coding region runs from base 1 to 2187 and encodes 728 amino acids. Gene Ontology annotation, molecular function: structural constituent of nuclear pore.